CUUCAACAGGCGGUCAAAGAGCAGAAGCUCCGAGUGGAGCAGUUUAAAGAAAAUGAAACCAUUGUCCAAACUCUAAAACAAGAAAACCUUGAACUGCAGAAAAAGCUUGAUGAAAAAGCUGUAAAUCCCAAAGAAAGUUUUCUGCCAGAAGAGGGAUCUGGGAAGGGCUGUGAUAUGUGCAGAGGAAAGGCUUUAGAAGAGAUGCGUUGUCAAUAUAUUAAAGCUGUGGACAAAAUAAAAAGUGACAUGCUCCGAUAUAUCCAUGAAAGCAAAGGAAGGGCUGCUGAAAUGUUGAAGUCUGAGGUUUUGAAAGAACGUCAAGAGACAGCACGAAAAAUGCGGAAAUAUUACUUAACCUGUUUGCAGCAGUUAUUAAAGGAUGACGGAAAGAAUGAGGGUGCUGAAAAGAAAAUCAUGAACGCUGCAAGCAAACUUGCAACUAUGGCCAAAGUUCUGGAAACUCCCAUCUCUCAAAAAACGCAGAGUAGAAUCUUCAAAGCAGCAUCUCUGCAGAUUGAAAAUGAAACUGAACAUGAGGUGGCUAAAUCUGUAAAUGCUCAGAUCUGUGUAACCGACAGACUGAAGGCACCAAUCACAGAGCAAAGAACGGUUGAUGAA
Molecule: messenger RNA, 618 nt
Organism: Staurois parvus
Lineage: Eukaryota; Metazoa; Chordata; Amphibia; Anura; Ranidae
Source: the annotation of a GenBank genome assembly